Molecule: messenger RNA, 1281 nt
Organism: Trichophyton rubrum CBS 118892
Lineage: Eukaryota; Fungi; Ascomycota; Eurotiomycetes; Onygenales; Arthrodermataceae
Exons: 1
Coding region: 287-1057 (256 amino acids)
Source: RefSeq, a predicted model, not a curated record
UGACCGGACUGCAGUCCUGAGCAAGCGAGACCCGUCGUUGAAUCAACCACCCCCUUGUUGCAGGCUCCGUUCGGGCUUGCAUGGCUCGGAGAUGGGAUGUCGUGGGAGAGUUUUCGGUCGUGCUGGGAUGUCUGUCACCUCUGCGACUGCCGUCCUUAGCUCACUAGCGUAACAGCUGGCUUCUCUCGGCUGUCUAUGGUUGUUGUUGUUGUUGUUGUUGUUGUUGUUGUCAUGAGGGAGCGUCACCGUGGUCUUCCCCUGUAGUCAGUUUAGUUAGCGGUUUGACAUGAUCGCGGAGUCGAAACAUCAACGUCAGCGUCAACAACAACCUCCAAGUAGUUCGCUCAACCUCGUAACUUCAUCAUCAGCACCAACAACUGGAAGCAGAGAAGAAGAAGAAGAAGAACAAACGCUCGUGGUUUUCAUGCCAACCGUCGGAAACCUCGUUUACCGGGCAAGUAUAUUUGGCAUCUUUGCCUUUGCCCUGAUCGUCUAUCUCACCACCAGCUCGCCGUGGAUGCCCUUCACCGAGAACUGCUCCGACUGCUCAUCGCCCGCCAUGGACGACCAACUCUCCUUCCUUCAGAUCUCCAUCUGUCCCGGCCGUGAAAUUGUGCCAAAGGACGAGGAGCUCAAGCUCAAGGUGACCGUCACGAAUACAGCCGACUCCCCGGCAACGCUCCUCACCUGGAACACCGUCUUCGAUACUCUCGCACCCUCGCUCGGUGUCUUCACGCUCCGUGACCUCACUGACGGCACGGAAGUGGAACAGAACAUCAUGAUGAUCCGCCGUCAGAUGCCGGCUCGCGAGCGUGAUCUUGUCGAGCUGGGCCCCAAGCAGUCAACCGAGACCAGCGUCGUCUUCAACAACCUGGAGCUCACCUCCGGCCACAAGUACUCGGUCCAGGCCAACGGCUUCUGGCAAACCGUCUGGACCAAGCCCAAGUCAGAGGUCGUCUCGCACUAUCUCGACCUCUCCGGCGGGAUGAACGGGGACUUUUCCUCCAACACCGUCGAGUUCUCCAAGGUAAGUCCUCCAAGGGGAGUCGUCGCUUGAUAUAUGCGAAAUAAAUAGCUGGACUCGCACUAACUUGCCGUAGGAGUGAUCUGGACUACGGCCCGUCUGUCGGCAGCCAGUUCUUCAGCCAGCCAGCGUACACGGGUUGAUGCGCUUUCUUGAUAUCUUCUUGUCUAUAUGUUAGUACCUGUAUAUAGUUACCACUACUCCAUACACCACGAUAGCCACAGAAUGUCAGCCAGCUUCUCAAGCCUCGCGGCUCC